Messenger RNA from Armigeres subalbatus, 2249 nucleotides. RefSeq lists its product as uncharacterized. The record is from RefSeq and is a predicted model, not a curated record. Lineage: Eukaryota; Metazoa; Arthropoda; Insecta; Diptera; Culicidae. Bases 720 to 1355 code for a protein of 211 amino acids. The transcript is spliced from 3 exons.
GAUGUUCUUAUUCCAUCGCACAGGAAAACUGUGCGCCUGGAAACUCUAUCGCCGUAUGCGGUGUGAAUUUUCCGCACUAAUAGAUCCGCCAUCGUGUCGUCACGUCCAGCCAGUUUAGUAGUCCGUCAGUAAGUCGGUUUAGUGAGUGAAAAGAUUCGGUUCGAUUCGGAGUGCUACAUCGGUUUGUAGUCCGGUUCCUGAUGUGUACGCAAAGGUCACUGGGAAUGUAACUCUUGUUUUUUUUUCGUACCGAAAUGAACCGUGAAACGCGUAAAUGUUUUCUUCGCUGAUCUCGAUUUUGAUUUGAGUGGCUGGUGAAAGGUUUUUCGCUCCAGACGGAAUCUUAAAAGCAAAGCUCACAUCCAACGCGCUAUCUGACACGCGAACGCACUUAAGUAAAGAGUUGGUGGCUGUCUGUGAAUGUGAAAAAGUGGAUUUUCUCAGCAAAGGAAAUCGUCUAGAUUGGCAAGCGAAAGGAAGUGGAUAUUGGCGGUGGGAAAAGUGUGUGCUUGCGUUUGGAUAAACACGAACCAGAUUUGUUAUUCUUUCGAGCCUGCCCGUGCGAACGCCUGAUUGAAUGUUUUCUAACCACAUCGACAUUAGUAAGAGGAAAAUUAUUAUUGGAGGAGGAAAAGCCGCUGCUGCAGCAGGACUACCAAUGUAAUUGACCAAUUCGACUGUGACUAAACGAUCGCACAAGCAACUGCACAUCUUCUACGAUGAGUUACAUGGCGGAAGAAAAGAUUAAACUCGCCGGCGAAGACUCCAAAGACCGGCUAUAUGAAGCCAAGCAAAACCAGAAAGCGAUACGGAUUUUAACGGUUGCCGCCUAUGUCCUGUGCGUAUCGCUGGUGGCCAUCAUGCUUUCGCUGUAUUACAUCUUCAUAUGGGAUCCAAGCACGAAUCAAAUGAACGCCAAAACCCAAACAGUUGAUAACAUCGUCAUACCGGACAACUUGGCUAUCCAGCUGGCGAACCGCAGCGAAGUACCGGCGGAGCUAUUCUACACCAACCUGUACCGACACCUGAUCCACAGCAAAACGAUCAAGGCCCGGAAAUCGGCUGCCAUUCGGGAGUCGUCCAACUUGACCCGGCUGAUCCAGCUCUACCACCAGCAGCGGGAUGGCAGUGAGGGGCGAGCUCAGGCCCUAAGCGAUCUGGAACCGCUGGUAGACGGGACUGCAUCGUAUUUAUCGUCAGCCGAAAGCACGCAGCCGCCGCCAUCUUCGGCGUCCGAUAUCAUGAUGGCCGACGAGGACGACGGUGGCGACGACUACGAGCAGAGCGGUAACUACGGCCUCUACUCGAAUCACACGACCAUACAGCUGGACCAGGACGAUGCGACGCAGCAGUGAUUUUACACAAUAUUUCCAAAAGGAUACUAAUUUUCUAUUGAAAAUGGCGUAGGCGCCAGUCACACACAACACAACACUCUUUCACGAUGCGAUUUUUGCGGCUAGAGUCACGACACCACAAUCAAUUCGGCGAUAAUUUUACGGAUGUGUUUACUGAAAACUAAAUUAUUCAAUUUUUCGGUGGUUUGUUGUUAGAGAACAUGCCUUGGCGUUAACGGAGUAGGCUUUGACUUUUCACUGGCACUGAAUGUGGAGAACAAAAACAGCAAUAGGUGCUUGGGAAAAGAAUUAGACUCUGCAUGGAACUCUUUAUACUUGGCGAUUGGUAAGAAGUUACACACUGAACAAUGUGGCCUAAAUUUGGAGAAAUCCUCGAUCUAAAAAACUGUCAAAAUCAUUGAAAAUCGAAAUUGCUUUAAAUAAUAUUAGCUCCGGCAUUUUUAUCGGUGCGGAACAAAAAAGAAGAAGGGUUGAUAAGAAAGAGGAAUAGAUACAUCAUUACUUAUACACUAUUAUAGAUUUACUAUCUAGUCAUAACAACGCACUUUUAUUCACUAUUUCAAUUAAAUCCACUUCCUAAAAUUUACUUUUUGAACUUUAGUGAACGAAGAAGAAUAACCCAAAUGACGUUAGUUACUGUCCAAAACAAAUCACAAUUGCGAAACGUUUAACUCUAUUUACUCUGAGCACUCGAAAUAAAGACAUAGCAAAGCAGAAAGUGAGUUAAUAAAAAUCAUUUUAAUGGCAGAGAAUCAUGCUAAUUCGAAGGAGAAGGGGAAGGUCAUAAUAUUACUAAAUGUUGUAUGAAUCGACAUGUUGACGACACUUGAAGAUGUCAUUAGUUGUUAAGUUUAAGUGAGAUAAGAAGAAUAAAGAGAAUUUUAAAUUAUGCAA